CCUCCUUCCUCACGCCCGACCUAUCUGAUCGCGCUCUCUCUCAUCAUGGCUCCGGCAGCGGACAGGCCGGGCUACUGGGGAACACCGACCUCAACUCUCGACUGGUGUGAAGAGAAUUAUAUGGUAUCGUAUUACAUCGCUGAAUUCUGGAACACAGUCAGUAACCUGAUAAUGAUCCUCCCUCCUAUUUAUGGAGCCAUUCAGACGUGUAGAGAUGGCUUGGAAAUACGCUAUGUGUGGUCAUUUUUAGGACUUGCUGCUGUUGGCAUUGGUUCAUGGAGUUUUCACAUGACACUACAGUAUGAAAUGCAGCUACUGGAUGAGCUGCCGAUGAUCUAUAGCUGUUGCGUCUUUGUCUACUGUCUAUACGAAUGCUUCAAGCAAGAGCGUGCAGUUAACUAUUUCUCAAUAACACUUUUGCUGGCCUUCAGUAUUAUUGUUAGUGUGAUUUACCUCUUGUGGAAAGAGCCCGUCUUUCAUCAGGUCAUGUAUGCCAUACUAGUGGCUUUCUUGGUGAUUCGAUCAAUUUUCAUAGUUACAUGGGUCUAUCCAUGGCUCAGAGGGCUCUGUUUCACAUCUUUAAGUGUCUUUCUGUUGGGAUUUCUAUUAUGGAACAUUGAUAAUAUCUUUUGUGACUCUCUCAGAGCUUCACGGCAACAGCUGCCCCCUAUAAUUGGGGCAGUUACACAGCUUCAUGCCUGGUGGCACAUCCUAACUGGACUGGGGUCAUAUUUACACAUACUUCUCAGCCUUCAGAUUCGGUCAACCUACCUCAAGCACAGACCAAAAGUGAAGUUUUUAUGUGGCAUUUGGCCCAUGCUGCACGUUGAAUCUCAGAAGGCGAGUUGAAAGGGAAAAGAGAGGAGGAAGAUGGACAAAUCACAGACCUCAUGCAGAAAGAGGUCCAGCCAAUGAACUUCAGUGGCAACAGGAAGUUACCAGCGGCUGUUGGUUUGGUUCCCCCAUUCCCUCGUUCCCCUUCCAGCGCCAUUUGCCAAGUAUAUUUGUGAGAAAGCUGCCAAAUGAAGGAAAGUUUAUUACUAUUGUUAUUAUUGUUAUUAUAGAUUAAGUGAGCGGUUUGUAGUGGUCUUGCACAAUGCAACAAUUAGAUAAUUGUCCUAUAAAUCUGAGGGUCUAAUUAGUAGGAAUGAAGCCAAAAAUUGUGGCCAACAAUAGAAUUUGGACCCAGCUGGUAAAUUUUUGGAAUAAAUUAUGUGAGAGCAUUAUGGUUUAGAUACAUUUUUGAUGGUUAGUUUAACAACUUUACCACAUCAAAUAUUUUACAUAUAAAAUAGCACUACUGUAGGCUACAUGAACUGAAUGUGUCAACACUAAAAUGGUGAGAUUAUACUUCAUUAUAUGUAUACUUCAGAUUACAACCGAUUUAAAGGGAGUUAAUGUAUUUGGACAAGAGUGUGAUCCUUGUUUUUCCUCAUUUCAUCCUGGAAAACCACCAGAACAUUUGGCCAUGUGAUACAUGAGGUAAUGUUAAUGACAUAUGGUAAUUUUAUUGCAUGUUUUCUGAGAUACCGUGUGUUUUAUGUCCUGUUUUCCUCUAUAACAUUUAGUAGCAUGUUACAUACAGUAAGUGUCCAUGUUACAUAAAUUACACAUUAAUAUAAUUAAUUACAGCAGGGUUAAUUAACAGUAGUCACAAACAACUCCACAAUCUAAAGUUCGUCUUGUUCAUAAAUUACUUCUCAGUAAUUGCAUUGUAAUUACAUUGUAAUAUGAACACCAUGGUUAAGUGUGACCCUUAUGUCAUCAUGUCAUCAAUAUGCAAUGGUAUUAUUUUUGUUUAUUUUACAGUGUGGGAAAAUGGUUGAGAUUAUGAAGAAAGUGUUAACGGGAAUAUGUUUUUGUAAUUUUAUGAAGGAGAUAUCAUGUGUGCAAAUUAACUGAGCUGCUGAGGUAGCAAGAUUCUCAAAUGUUUUAAUUGGUGUUGCUUGGUUAAGAAUAAAUUCAUUUAAUUAAAUUAAACUUGUUAUUAUGAGUAAGAGAAUGUUUAAUAAUCUAGAGAUCAAUUUUACACUCCUCUCCUCUUUGGUUUGAUGUAGCAGUGUUCAAAUAUUGACUACUUGAACUGCCACUGUGCAAACUGUCAGAAAAAGGGACAGUGUCAUGGUUUUGAAUGAAGUUGUAUAUUAACAUUGAUUUGCCAUUUGUUUUUAUGUACAGUAUUGUGCCACAUUCCUAUGGUUCAAUGAGAACACAGUUAUCUCUAUUUGUAGCAAGCGAGCGAGAUGUGAGGUACACAAUUUCUGUUCAAGAUUUCUGUCAGGUAACAAGAAAGAUAAUGAGUCAAAUGCAGGGCUGGGAUAAUAAAUAAAAGAAGAAUGCAAAAAAACGGAAAUACAAAAACCCACAAGCAAAACCACCCAAACAGGAAACAAGACUGAAUACGUUGAGACAGGUAAUAUCAGAAUAUAAUUCAGCAAAUUAACAUAGUAAACAAGGCAGGAAUGGGGAAACUACAUAAGGGGUAAUGGGGAACAGGUGGGGACCAUAAACAAAUGAGGACUACAAAGGGGUGUGGCCAGGAAGCAAACUUGCAGGCAGGGUAAAGAAACACAUGGCACAUAAUCUAACCAAACAAAACCAGAAUGCAAGCAUGCACAGACAGAAAGGCAAAAACAGGACUAAAAACAGACAGAACCCUGACAGAUUUCUAUAUGAAUUUCUGUUCUAGUUAAAGUGCUGCUGCUAGUUUGGAGUGGGGGGCUUGUACCACUGAGGGUGCCUUAUAUUAAACGGAUGUUUAUUCCAUAUUGUCUGGAUGUUUAUUAUAUCAAAUGAUGAAUUUGUGUAAAGUACACAAUGCAUCCCAUAUACCUAACUAAUAUGCAAAAUAAUGAGGUCAGCUUAAACUUCUUGCUAAGAGUUCAAACAGCAAACAUGCCACUGCCAAUGCAAUUUCUAUGCCUAAAUCCAAUGAUGCUGUUCUUUCUGCAGAAAUAGUUUGAAUAUAUAUAUAUAUAUAUAUAUAUAUAUAUAUAUAUAUAUAUGGAAUACAAUACCUAUGUCCUGUAAUGGCUAUGUAAUGAUUUACUGUAUGUGUGUUUUGUGAAAAUUUUUAUUU
This is a messenger RNA of Xyrauchen texanus (razorback sucker), 3079 nucleotides long. RefSeq names its product alkaline ceramidase 3 (gene acer3). Gene Ontology annotation, cellular component: endoplasmic reticulum membrane. The transcript has 11 exons. Bases 46 to 849 code for a protein of 267 amino acids. Lineage: Eukaryota; Metazoa; Chordata; Actinopteri; Cypriniformes; Catostomidae. The record is from RefSeq and is a predicted model, not a curated record. Gene Ontology annotation, biological process: phytosphingosine biosynthetic process; ceramide metabolic process.